AUAUAUAACUAAAGCGUAAAAAGACGUUUGUAAAACAGCGGGAGAAGUACUUUGAGAGGAAGAAGAUGGCGAAGAAGAGAGACAGUUUCAAGCUUAUCAAAAUCAAAGAAGCCUUUAAUCUCAUCAACCAACACGUUACUCUUAUUGGUGUUGUUCUUGAAUCAAGAGAACCCAAACAAUGCCGCAACAAUGAUUGGAUUUGUACGCUCCGGGUACUUGAUGAUACAUGCCCAAGUCCUGGACUUACUGUAAAUGUAUUUAGUAAAACAGCUGAAGAGCUUCCUCAAAUCAAGAACCAUGACGACAUGGUUCUGUUUACACGCAUCAAGAUGCAAACUUUUGAUAGUGGAAGAAGAGUAAACGCUGCUUGUGAUAAACGGGUUGCUUCGUUUGCGCUGUUCGAAGGAAGUACUGGCAAGGAUCUUGUAUGUUACCAAUGCAGUUCAAAUUUUUAUGAAGAUGUAGCACUAUACAAGAGUUCCAUGGAUGAUCUACGCAAAGUGUUUCCCAAUUGUAGUGAAGCUGAUAAUGGUAACAAUAGUUCAAUCUAUAGAAAAGCACCUCGCCCUCAAGAAAAUUUAACAUUCUUGAGAGAGAUCAAGAAAGGAAAAUGCUUUGAUUUGCUGUGCAGGAUCCUCCAUGCCGAUGAAGAAAUGAGCACCGUUUUUGUUUGGGAUGGAACUGAUGCACCGCCAGCAUCUAUUCUGGCAAAGGGAAUUGAAGAAGACAAGGCAUUUAGCAGUCUCUCAGUUAAUACUUUUCUGUCAAGAGAUACAUUGCUCAGCUUUCCAACAGUUGGAACGAUCUUGAGAGUUUCUCUAAGCAAUCAUCUAUUUCAUCAGGUUAAACCUGGUGAUUGGGUGAAACUUUACCAUUUACUCUGUGAAGUUGAUAAGGGAUCUUGGGUAGGUAAAGUUACCAACUCUACAAAAGUUCAUCUUGCUCAAGAUGAUCGUUUAGUUGAAAAGAUCAUGAGGAUAUAUGAUAAGAGAAUAUCAUCAAAGCUGGGACACAUUCCAUUUUGGAGUUUUCCGUCGCCUCCUGGACUAACAGUGACCGAUGACCAAUGUGCACCAUUUCUUUCACUGAUGGACAUCAUAACAUUCCCCAAGGUUACAUGCAAGUACAGAUGCAUUGUUCGGGUUGUAGCCGUGUACCCUUGGCAAGUAGAGGAUUACUGUUCAGAUAAGGAUCGCCGGCACCGAGUUUUGUUGACACUGGAGGAUCCAACAGCGACUUUAGAUGCUUUCUUAUGCGAUAAAGAAUCAGAGUACUUUUGGGGUUUAGGAUUUCAGCACACUAGGAUAUUGAGAAAGAAGCGGAAUCGGUUGCUCGGAAUAAGCGAAAACUCCAACUUUGUUACUCCAAGAAAUCCACCAUGGAUCGAGUGUUGUAUUUUCUCUUACUAUACUAAUAAAGCUGACCCCUGGAACACCAGAUUAUAUAGAAUAUUUGGCACUCGCCUUCGUGGCUAAGCUUUGUUAAGACUAAAUAGUUUAGUAUUAGGAGUUUAGGACUUAGAUCAUGUUACGAAUGUUGGUUGUAGCUUAACAAGUAUAUGUUACAUUCUGUUUCAUUAUUUCUAUAAACCAUAACUAUAGAGACCA
Molecule: messenger RNA, 1607 nt
Organism: Capsella rubella
Lineage: Eukaryota; Viridiplantae; Streptophyta; Magnoliopsida; Brassicales; Brassicaceae
Product: protection of telomeres protein 1a
Exons: 10
Coding region: 66-1475 (469 amino acids)
Biological process (GO): telomere capping; regulation of telomere maintenance via telomerase
Cellular component (GO): nuclear telomere cap complex; chromosome, telomeric region
Molecular function (GO): telomerase inhibitor activity; G-rich strand telomeric DNA binding
Source: RefSeq, a predicted model, not a curated record